Molecule: messenger RNA, 1095 nt
Organism: Phytophthora sojae
Lineage: Eukaryota; Oomycota; Peronosporomycetes; Peronosporales; Peronosporaceae
Exons: 1
Coding region: 1-1095 (364 amino acids)
Source: RefSeq, a predicted model, not a curated record
AUGCGGGCGCAGCGAGAAGAGCUAGUAGACACCACCCACGCUUCCCCCAAGGCAAAGCGUGCCAGGAACGCAGUCAUUCAUGAACGACGCGACGCAGCUCAGAGUCAAGUCAACGCAAGAGGCGCCGCCGACCCGCAUUUCCCUAUGGAAAUCCUAGGACUGCCACAUGUGCUCAACCUCAUCAACGCACUAGCAAUGGCACCGGAGGAGGCUGCGAUGGAAACCAUGAGGCUGGACGACUCCCCAUUGCUGGAGAUUCUACUCGACAGAUCCGACUGCAAUGCGUCCCAAGUGAUGCAGUAUGCCGCAGCUAAAGGCCGAGUUGAGGCGGUGGACACGUUGCUACCCAACGUAAUGGGGGACGGGGAGUUCAUUCUGGACGACUGUGUUGUCGCUUGCCUGAAGGAGGCUGCGAUGGAGGCUGCGAUGGAUGCUGCCAGGAACGGCCACCUCGACGUUGUGCAGAUGUUGCUCAGGGAGAUUGCCCAGGAGCGGGAGCACCGCGGCAAGUUCGUGUACUACGGCUACGAGCAGGAUGUUGAGAUCAACAAGGUUGACGCGGCGUGGGAGAUUCUGGAUGAAGCCGCAGCGGGUGGACAUGCUGAUAUCGUGGAUUUUGUAUCUAGCUACGCAAAGGAGGACGAGUAUCGUCAAGCAAGCGAGCGGAGUUCGGCGCUGUCGAGUGCAAUUUCGGGCGGACAUGCUGGCGUGGUGGCGUGUCUUCUGGGCUCUAAGCAAUACCACUGGGAUGUCGAUGGCGCUUUCGAUGAAGCACUGCUGAGCGAACAGCCCCAAAUUGCUGAGAUGAUCUAUGAAGACUACUGCGAGGAAGAGGUUGGAGGAGAGGACAUGCUCGUGCGAUUGGCUCGCACGGGGACGCCUGAGGCCGUGAAGUAUUUGUACCAAGCAGGGCACGAUGACUCCGACCUGGUGGGGGAAGCGUUCGUGAGUGCAGUCGCUGAUAUUGAGACCGCCAGCUUUCUGUGGGAGACAGGUAAAGUGUCGUCGGAUUACUAUGAAAGAGCUAUCGAGGCCGCAGAAAGUUUAGGGACAGCCGAGGCCUUGAAGGACGUAUGCAGCAAAAAGGUUAUCUGA